UAGAAAGGAAGUGGGGCCAUCGCCCAAAAGUAAUUUCUCAAGAUUUGUGUUCAUUUGCGCUGCUUUAUUUUAUGCGAUUGUGUGGAAAUCGAAACAACGGAUUAAAGUUACUUACUAUCAACUUUGCCAGCAAUUGAAGGAUAGAUAGUGCGCUCAACUGAAAUCAGUUCGAUCGUGUAUUAUAAACAUUACAAGGUUUUAGUCGCUCAAGAGACCUGAGACGACGACAAUGGAGGAUAUUUUCCACUGGUGCAGGGAAGGCAAUGCCAUGCAGGUUCGUGUCUGGCUGGAUGACACUGAACAUGACAUGAAUCAAGGUGACGACCAUGGGUUCAGCCCAUUGCACUGGGCUGCCAAGGAGGGGCACUUGAACUUGGUGACUUUGCUGAUCCAGAGAGGUGCUAGGGUAAACGCCACCAACAUGGGCGAUGACACUCCUCUCCACCUGGCCACAGCCCACGGCCACAGAGAAAUCGUUGGAAUGUUGUUGAAGAACAAAGCUGACAUCAAUUUUGUCAACGAACAUGGCAACACACCUUUGCAUUAUGCCUGCUUCUGGGCAUACUCUAGCAUUGCAGAAGAUCUGGUCAACUAUGGGGCCUACGUCUCUGUUGCCAACAAAUACGGGGAAAUCCCCUUGGACAAGUGUAGCGGAGUCAUUGCCAAACAACUGCACGAAUUGGCGGUUGAAAAUGGACAGGACUUGAAGCGGAUCGGUUUCAAGGAUCAAAGUUGGUUAGGACUAAAGACUAGGAGCCGCGAUGCGACUCUAUCACGUCACAAGGGUAUCAACAUCCAAGAGCUGUCGCUUCACAAAAAGCUGGCGGUCACUCCUUCCGGCGAGUCGUGGCGUGGAACGUGGCAGAGCAACGAUAUCGUGGCCAAAUUUCUGGCCGUCCGCCAAUGCACGCCGAGAAUUUCGCGAGACUUUAACGAGGAAUUUCCCAGGCUGCGAAUCUUCUCUCAUCCAAACGUUUUGCCCGUCAUCGGCUGUUGCAACGACCCCCCAAAUCUAAUCGUCAUCAACCAGUACAUGAUCCACGGAUCGCUCUACGCCGUUCUCCAUCAAGGCACAGGUCUGGUGGUCGACACUGCACAAGCCAUUCGCUUCGCCCUGGACGUGACUCGAGGCAUGGCCUUCCUCCAUUCGCUGGAGAAACAGUUGCCCAAUUUCACCCUGUCCAGCAAGCACGUUAUGAUCGACGAAGACCUUUCUGCUCGCAUUAGCAUGGCGGACGCCAAGUUCUCCUUCCAGGACAAGGGUCGUUGCUAUAGUCCUCAAUGGAUAGCUCCAGAAGCUCUUCAGAAGAAAGGCAAAGAAAUCAACGUCAAGUCGGCCGAUAUGUGGAGCUUUGCUGUUCUAUUGUGGGAGCUGGCCACUCGACAAGUACCUUUCGCUGAACUGUCUCCCAUGGAAGCUGGCCUCAGGAUCGCCCUUGAAGGAUUGAGGGUAUCGAUACCCCCCGGCUCGAGUCCUCACAUGGCCAAAUUGAUCCGCAUCUGCAUGAACGAAGAUCCCGGUAAGAGGCCCAACUUUGAGAUGAUAACUCCCAUCCUCGAAAAGAUGAAAUUACAAUAGUGAUUUUUAAAACAAAAAACAAUUUGCUAAGCAAAACAAACGCCGUCAAAACAACCCACAAAUGCCUUCCAAUCGGAUUCAUCGCGUAACACUGCCUUACGUUUCACACACACACACAC
Messenger RNA from Daphnia pulicaria, 1698 nucleotides. RefSeq names its product integrin-linked protein kinase-like (gene Ilk). Gene Ontology annotation, cellular component: focal adhesion; stress fiber. Gene Ontology annotation, molecular function: protein binding; ATP binding; protein kinase activity. The record is from RefSeq and is a predicted model, not a curated record. Gene Ontology annotation, biological process: protein phosphorylation; cell-matrix adhesion; integrin-mediated signaling pathway. The transcript is spliced from 8 exons. Bases 230 to 1579 code for a protein of 449 amino acids. Lineage: Eukaryota; Metazoa; Arthropoda; Branchiopoda; Diplostraca; Daphniidae.